GUGUUUAUCGCAAAAUACGUUAAGUUUAAUAAUAAAUAAACGAAGUGUGUGGGUUUAUAUUGUUAAUUGAGUGAACCUUGUUCAAAGAAGUGUAAAAACUUGAGCGUUCUGUAACAAUUUUGUGAUUUGGAGUAUUGGAACUCCGCUUUGUUGUGUUGGAUAUAAGAUUACCAUCGACAGCGGAAACUAACUGUACGUUUACACCGCAAUUCGAAUGAUCCUGCGGUGAAGGCACACUCCGUUGACUUCUGUAUUUUAUCGGUGGACACAACCCCCGCCACGCUGCCGUCAUGACGCUGCACUGGUGGAUGCACUGGUUUUGGGUGACGACGCUGCUCACCAUACUAUGGAGCUGCCAAAUAACCGCUGCGCCCCAGUCCGAAGAACUACAGCACCUGACCACCGACAUAGAAAUAGAACCCAACAGCGACCGGCAGGGCCGGGCCAUGUACUUCACCAAAACGAUAUCCACCACCAAACCCCCCAACAUUACUGCCAAUCAAACUGACGAGCUUAUACAACCAAUUCAAAAUGUAACUAACGCCACAACUGACGCGCCAUUAGUACUACUAAAUGCGACAGAUAACAAAAAUGUAACAGAAAUGCUGACAACGCCAAACGCGACUUUUUCCAACGCAACAGCAGCUCCAGAGAUCACAAAUUUAACUGACACACAGAAUGCAACAUUCGCAUCAAAAAGACGGAACCUAACACGGCCCGAUGUAGUUAAAGCCGAUACUAUAGAACGAACAUCUGAAAGCAGAAUAGUAACUGACAAACCUUUGUCUUUAGAAACUCAGAAUUUCCUGCAGACUCGCAUCCCGCCGAACAUAGAAUCUUCUCGAAGAGUGAUCGAGCAGGAUGGCGGUAUGGACACGGGUGCCAUAGCUGGGAUAUCGUUUGCUGCUUUAGUGCUGGGUGCAUUGGCUGGUAGCACGGCCUUCGUGCUGUACAGGCGGAGGUACCUGAAUAAGCCACAGACGUUGAAUGAUAAAUGCUCGAAUCCGGACUCCAGCGGGUAUCUUGAUGACAGCACUAUACGGGACAACUCCGAGGAGAUGUACAGCCUCGACAACGACUCGUUCCUCAACUCGCUGGAAGCCAUGACCAUCCAGAACUACUGGACGGACACCGUCAAACACACCAAGCUGUAACUGUUCCAGCGUUGACAUCACUGACCGUUUCAGAACCUUACUGCGGCGACAUAAGGUAUACCAGUAGCCAGGAGACCGAGAUGUACAGCCUCGACUCCUCGCUCCUCUACUCACUGGAGGCCAUGACCAUUCAGAACUGGACGAACAUCGUCAAACACACCAAGCUGUAACUGUUCCAGCGUUGACAUGGCUGACCGUUUGAGAACCUUACUGCGGCGACAUAAGGUAUACCAGUAGCCAGGAGACCGAGAUGUACAGCCUCGACUCCUCGCUCCUCAACUCACUGGAGGCCAUGACCAUUCAGAACUGGACGAACAUCGUCAAACACACCAAGCUGAAACUGUUCCAGCGUUGACUGGUCAUUUGUGAACCUUAUUGCGGCGAUAUAAGGUCUAAGGUAAAGACACUAAGUACGAAUAAUUUCGAUUAUUGACCCGCCAUUUUUUAUCUCUAUCAUACACGUAUAUUUAUAUUGUUGACUCGCUCACCAGUAAGAAUGAUCGCGGACAUCGUACGGGACAGCAAUAUAAGUAAGUAAAACUAAGUAAGUUGGGUAGUACAAAGGCGAACUUAUCCCUAAGAGGGAUCUCUUCCAGUGAACCCAUACCUAAAAGAGUAAUUUAAAACUAAAUCUAAAGUAGUUAUUUUAUAUAUAAUUACUUCCGUGCGAUAGAGAUAGGAUGGCAGGCAAUGUACGAAAUUAUUCGUGCUUAUUGUCCAUACUCUACCAUUGGUCAGGUUGUUGUUUGUAAGCGUGAUGUCUUAGAAAUGUACGGCGCUGUUGAAGGGCCCUAUGCCAAAUAUGUCAUUGUGUAUGAGAAAAGUGACGCUUUAAGGAACCCAUCGAGCUAUUUGGAGCUAUAGGGAGCGUGCAUGAACUGUAGGAGGCAGCACAGGAGCCGUCAGAUUUUUGGCGCGAGGCGUAAAUGUGAUGUUUUUUGUUCCGAUGUAGCCCACAAGAUGGCAGAACCUACUAUGCACAAGAAAACACGUGACGUGUAAAUGUGCAUGUUUAUGGUUCCGAUUCAGGCCACAAGAUGGCAGACCCUCCAACGCGCACGGUCCCUAUAGAUUUGGAUCUGUAAUUUUUUCCGACUAUAACGAUGUUCUCUAAAUGCCAAAUACUCGUAGCUGAUGCUUUAAAAAAAAGAAAUUUACUUGACAUGCAAAAAUGCCUCGUACGACUAAGGUAAUUAGGUAUAUAAUUAAUAUCAUGAUCGAGUGACAUUUUUAUAUUUAGGUGUCGUAUUUAAUGACUUAUCCGGUUUGGGGCUCCCAAUAGCAAAGUAUGUUUAGAAAUGUGAACUCGAUUCAGUAAGAACCCUUCCAAAGCGAACUGUAGUUAAGUAGAUGGUGUUGUUAUUUUUCCAUUAAUAUUUAAACUACCGCCUGGCUUGAAAUUGACAGUGGAAAUUAAAGUAAUUUUCAUUGUAAGAUAGGACAUACAGAACUUUAAAAUUGCUUGUAUUUCAUGCUAUCAAAGACAUUAAUUGAGUACCCAAUGCAAAUCAUAAUGCACAUUAUGAAAUAUUAGUUGAAUUUCAAAGUAUUUAUUGACGACAUGUGUGUAAAUCAUGUAGUAGGUAUUGACUUUUGUUAACGACAUUAAUCAGAGCUAUAAAAUAAUAUUGACGUUUUUGACCUAAACCGGAAUUGGCCGCAUUGCACCUUGGUAAGAGAAAGAGUUUGUAUUGCCAGGGGCAAAUACAGCAUGAGGAUUUCCUCCAAGUGUUUGCCCUAAUGUUUCUCGUCCCCGUCACGUUGAGGCCGCGCGCCGCGUGCGUCCAGGGGACCGAUUUUUGAAUUUAGAGCGCUCGAUUUCGUCACUCGAAAAUCUGUGGAAAACGGCGAAAUGUUAUUUUUGAAAUACGAGCGAUAGAAAUUGGGAAUUGAGUGGUAUUGACCACUCGUUUUCAAUUCCAUUAAAAGAAUUUAAAUGCCUAGAAGUGGACAUAUUAUUAAACAAAAUACACGAAAUCGAGUGGUCGAAAUUCAAAAAUCGGCCCCCAGUACCCCUAGUGUAAAUAAAUUCGAUUUCGAAACGUGACGUACACGUUUGCGUUUAGUCUCAUUUUGUAUUGGAUUUAGAAAGAGCGCGCCAAGCGGAACGUUUUGGAAACUCAAAAUCCUAUACAAAAUGAGACUUAACGCAAACGCGUUCGUCACGUUAUGAUGUCGAUCAAAUUUACACUAGGGGUACAGACCGCGUUCUAACUUAUUUACAAUUGCAAUGAAUUGUUUCAGUAUUCUGAAAUGUCGAUGUUUGACUUUUCCCCUAAGCUUCUUUGUUUAGAAAUUGCGACUUCAGUACCUAUAUGAAAUGAGAACAAUAAUCGUAUUCGUCAAACGAAUGUCUGUUAAAUAAACCCCAGGAUAUUACAUGUCUUGUCUAUAAUUAAUAAGAAUGUGACGAUUUAUUAUUAAUUAAUAUUAAUAAUCGGUGUGAACUUUUAACUCGGGUAAUUAUUAAUUUAUAUUAGUAGUUGUCGAUUCGUCAACACUUCUGUAAAUAGUACAUAAUGUGAUAAUUAUUUUUAGACUUGUUGUAACAUGAUUUAUUCUAGAUUUAGUGUUAUUAGAUUAUUUCUUACCGCUUUUACACUAUUUUUAAGUUUUAACUUUUAUCGAUUUAUUAAACUGAUUAUCUGUAUAAUUUAAUUGGAAUUGACAUUUGAUUAUUUAUGCUUAUUAAAAUAUUGUUUGACCAGUGAUUUUCGAUGUCUAUUAGCUUAGGUAUGUGUUAAUGAUCUCAAUUAUAUCGAUGUACGCUUGGAAGAUGAGGUAUUCUUUAGCUUUAAACGAAACCCCUUCUUCUUAUGUACCUACUAAUAUGUGGACCUUUGUGAUCAUUUUGAUUAUGACUGGAUCAUGAAUGUAUUCUAUUUUUUCUUUUUUUAUCAAAAUCGUAACGAUUUCGAAAAAGCAUGCUAAUGACGGUUAUCUUGUAACGGUUUUCUGUACCCCUAGUGUAAAUAUUUUCGACAGCGAAACGUGACGUACGCGUUUGCGUUAAGUGUCACUUUGUAUGAGAUUUUUGACUUUCCAAAACGUCCCGCUUGGCGCGCUGUUCAAAAACCCAUACAAAAUGAGACUUAACGCAAACGCGUACGUCACGUUUCGAAAUCGAAUUUAUUUACACUAGGGGUACAGGUCUCUGUGUAAUGUCAAAUAUAGUGUUCAGAUCUAACUGUGGGCCUACCGCGAAACACGAAAAGCGAAAAUUUGUUUUCUGCCUCUAUCACUUGCAUAUUCGAGCCCGCACGUAUCAAACAUGCUUUGAUAAUAUAAUCUGUAUGUAAGGUAUACCAUCUAUACUAGGUAUACCUACGCUGCAAUAUUUCAAUGAAAAAAACUUAAGAUAACAACAUAUUAUCUAUUGUCCACACAUCUUAAUGUAUUCAUCGGUUUUUGUUACUUUAUGUUAUAGCAGAUAUUUUAAUUUGUAAGUAUUUAUAAGUUGUAUAUAACAACUAUUAUCUCUCUUAGCAUUCAUUAGUUGACUAAAAAACGCUUAUUCUUUGUCCCUCUUUGUCUUGAAAAAUAAAAUAGGAGAACUUGAACUGUACAGUACCAGUCAGUACCUUGACUCGGUGAAAUGGAACUCCUGAGUAUCUACCGCGAACCACGUGUUGCCUCCCUGUCAGACUUACGUACGUAUUUACAAGUGUGACAGAGAGGUAACACGUCGAAUGUGGUUCGUGGUAGGCCCUCAGACCCAUAGAGCAUAGGACUAUGUCUAAGAGACUGACUUGACUAAGGGUCGCUAAAGCGCUUUAAAGCGCUGUGUAAAUGAACCCCUUAUUUAAUUCAGUAACUGACGACAGGGACGCAGUAAUACGUAGAUGUGAGAUGCAGAUAUCUUUAGCGUAUAACUGCGUCUUUGUCACACCUACCCGCCGUAGGUAGGUUUGACAGAGAGCACACUACUUAUACGCGUGCAGCGAGUGAUUGAUUCGACUAUAGCGAUCCUACCUGUCUGCUUGUCUUUCAACUUUGUGGUCACAGCGAUAAAAAAACAUGACAUUUCUUGCAAUUUCAUUACAUAUACAUAUCUCAUGCUGACCUUUAUUGCUGACCAUAUGCGCGAUGUUUCCUAAAGACUAGUUUGUAAUUGUUAUUUGUUUUACAAGGGAGCAAAGUUGUUGUUUAACCUAUCGUGCUAAUAUUGAUACCCGAGCAAGCGAAAGAUUCCAAAUUUGGACCACGAGCGUAGCGAGUUUGUAACGUGGAAUCUUUAGCGUUGCGGGGGUUUCAAGGCACGAGGAUUGAACAAAUUUUGACACCGAGUGAAACACACAAUUUUCACCACACCGACUCAAGGAAAAUACUAACUGCAAAAUAGCAAACAAAAGCAAUCGAAAUCAAUUUAAAAUGAAUGUUUCCAAAUCUUUAUCAUUCAAAAUCAUCAUUUAAAAGUAAAUUCUACCAGCCAAUAUAAAGAAACAACUCAAAAUUUGCAUUUGUAUACUUUGCCACACGUGUGGAUAAAAUGCAACUUUCUAAUCAGAUUUGGAACUAUCAAGAGGCUCUUUACCAGUUUGUGCGGUGAAAACACCUUUAUGCAUUAUUUUAUUUGAUUGUGAUUUAGACGUCCGUCCAUAACUUGUUUUCUCAAAUGAUUUGUUGCAUUUACUUUUUUUCGUGUUUAAUUUGCAUUGCACAAUUGACCUUCUCAUAUCAGGAAUUAUUUGAAAACUUAAUUUUCGUAGCCACUGCGGUCAUAUCAAACUUAGCUGUACCUAACUUAGCGUUUCAAAUAAGAUUUGAAGUAAUAUAUUUAUAUAAAUCGUGUAAACUAAAUCUGUGUGAUUUAGAUGUAGUUUGGUGAAAAAAUAUUUACGACUAAGUAACUUUUGCACUUUCUGAUUCAAAACUUAUCCUAAAUAUUUUGUCAAUAUUGUAACAAAUUAUAUUGUGGGUAGUGAAAAAAAAACGAUUAAUUUUAUAUGUAGGUAUAAUUACAUUCAUAUGAAUGUAUACUUACCGAAUUUAUUUUUUUGAUUGCUGUAAAAUUAAUAAUUAUUUAUUUGUAGCAAAGAGAAUUUAAAAUUGAGGUGGAUUAUCAAAGAAAAUUUUGUAUCCUCAGUAAAUUUACUGCCAUCUUUCGGCACAUGAUUAAAACUUUUAGAACGCCAUUCGACGUUGAUCCUUAUUCUUUCACUGAUGUGUUAAAUAUCAAAAAGUGGCGCCAUCGCUUGAAACAGUUGAAACGAUGCCGCCAUACCUUUGGCCUUCGAUCUAUUAGAUGGCGCCACUUUUUGGUAUUUAACUAAUUGAACAUAUAUACGUGAAAUAAUAGGGAUCAAAGUCAAAUGCAGUUCUAAAAAUUUAAUCAUGUGUCGAAAGAUGGCAGUAAAUUUACUGAAGCUAAAAAGUUUUCUUUGACAAUCCACCUCUAUUUCAAAUUUUUGAUUUGUACAUACAUAAUUUUGACAAAUGAUUCUAUAAAGUGAUAUAAUUUUAAAAUUUACGUUGUAGUCUCACAUCAAGAUAUAUUUAUUAUAAAUGUAUACCCACUCUUGUCUGUCAAGGUUCUAUAUUACCUACCCUCAGUACCAGUAUCGGUGCUAAGAAAUUAUAGAUCACCAAAACAUUGAUGUAUCCUAGGUUGCUCAUGCAAAUGCAUUAAGUUGUAACACUAGUAUUAUCUGGAUUAAAUCUAUUUUUACUGGAA
Molecule: messenger RNA, 6828 nt
Organism: Cydia pomonella (codling moth)
Lineage: Eukaryota; Metazoa; Arthropoda; Insecta; Lepidoptera; Tortricidae
Exons: 6
Coding region: 291-1154 (287 amino acids)
Source: RefSeq, a predicted model, not a curated record